AUGGUUCCCACAAUCCCCGAAAACGGUGUAUUUCAGCUCAAGUCCGACUCGAGAGCACGAUCGCGAGCGGUGGCGGCGAGUCCACUAGAGGCCGGUAAUAUUGUCCUUGUGGAGACGCCCUUGGCGGUUGCAAUCCAUCCGACUUACAAAGGUCGUCGGUGUGAUGGCUGUUUACGAGAGUUUGACAGCUUGCAGAAAUGUUCUGGAUGUGGAGUUUACUGGUACUGUGGAGUAGCGUGCCAGAGCGCGUCAUGGAAGAGGCACCACCGACGUCUUUGUGGAUUCUCUAAGGCGUAUUCAUCGACUAGUGCAUACAAGGAUGCAACAGAAGACACUCAGACAGAUAUAUGUUUAUUAGCUCAUCUGGGAGCAGAACAUUUUUACAAAUUCAAUACAUUGGAAGAGGCUCAAACGACUUCGAACCAAACUGUUCAAAUCUUUUGGGAUUUGCUAGCGUCGGCGCAACCACACGCCGGACAGAACUUGAUAUCACCGCUAGACUUUACCUCUUCUGGCGUUCUCUCCUCAGCUGCCGCACGAUUUGGCAAUAAUAACUUUGUGAUUCACGACGCGCAGCUUGUUCCGUACGCACACGGAGUAUUCGCUCUGGCCAGCCGAUCAUUUAAUCACUCUUGUCGACCAAAUGCCGUUGCCAUGUUCGAAGAGUCAGAAAAAGGUGUACAAAUGGUAGUUAAAUUGGUUGAGAACGUGGCUGCUGGUGAAGAGGUACGCGCCCCGCAUCUCGGAGUAUCUUUCGCCCUGAACCCGGCCAGCAGAUAUGCAUCUCGUAUACGGAUCCCGCAACACCAGAUUCUAAGCGCCAUGAUGCAUUGCAACACGCAUAUGGGUUUCUCUGCCGGUGCUCCAGGUGCAUCGCUGGUACCUCAGCUGCGCCACGGUCUCUGGGUGAUGAAUCAAUCCUACACAACCAAAUAG
Rhizoctonia solani is the source of this 936-nucleotide messenger RNA. Its product is annotated as MYND Zn-finger protein. Lineage: Eukaryota; Fungi; Basidiomycota; Agaricomycetes; Cantharellales; Ceratobasidiaceae. Gene Ontology annotation, molecular function: protein binding. The coding region runs from base 1 to 936 and encodes 311 amino acids. Gene Ontology annotation, cellular component: nucleus. The transcript has 2 exons. The record is from RefSeq and is a predicted model, not a curated record.